Messenger RNA from Daucus carota subsp. sativus, 1483 nucleotides. Its product is annotated as probable protein phosphatase 2C 76. Gene Ontology annotation, biological process: peptidyl-threonine dephosphorylation. NCBI's taxonomy places the organism in Eukaryota, Viridiplantae, Streptophyta, Magnoliopsida, Apiales, Apiaceae. Gene Ontology annotation, molecular function: cation binding; protein serine/threonine phosphatase activity. The record is from RefSeq and is a predicted model, not a curated record.
UCAUGGAUUUAAUAGCUGGCUUUAUUAUGGUGUAAAGCAGUACGAGGGUGCAACUUGGAGAAUCAAACGGAAGGUGGUAUCGUUAGAUGGUAUGCAGCAUUUGCCUAAGGCCUGCGCUUAUUCAAACUGCAUAUAUCGGCCAAACAACUAAGGGAAGAUCUCAACUUAGCUUCAUUACAAGUAGUUUGAUUAAAGCUAAAAGCCCAAAAGAUUUGUGGAAGUGCAACUUUACGACCUCCAGAAAGAUGAUGAUGGAUACAAGUGAAGCUUCUGGAAAGGGUCAAGUCUCUAUCCCCUUACCUGAAAAGGAUGACAAUGGUACCUAUGCUAGUGGAGGAUUGAAGAGUGAAGACGGCAAACUGAGCUGCGGGUAUGCAAGUUUCAGGGGAAAAAGAGCUUCUAUGGAGGACUUUUAUGAUGUUAAGAUUUCCAAAAUUGAUGGAACAUCAGUAUGCCUCUUUGGGAUAUUUGAUGGUCAUGGAGGUUCACGAGCAGCCGAAUUUCUAAAGAAUCAUCUGUUCGAGAGUCUCGUGAAGCAUCCAGAAUUUUUUACCAACACAAGUUUAGCUAUAAGCCAAACAUAUCAACAGAUUGACAAGGACUUUUUGGAAUCCGAGAAGGAUACUUUCCGCGAUGAUGGAUCAACGGCUUCAACAGCCAUUCUAGUUGGAAACCAUCUCUAUGUUGCCAAUGUUGGAGAUUCACGGACAGUCAUAUCAAAGGCCGGGAAAGCAAUUCCCCUUUCCGAAGAUCACAAACCAAACAGAAGUGAUGAGCGGAAGAGAAUUGAGAAUGCUGGUGGUGUCGUAAUGUGGGCAGGAACCUGGAGAGUGGGCGGAGUUUUGGCCAUGUCUCGCGCAUUUGGAAAUCGCAUGCUAAAGCAGUUUGUAGUGGCAGAGCCGGACAUUCAGGAUCAAGUGAUCGAUGAGGAUUUCGAACUGCUUGUGCUUGCAAGUGAUGGACUUUGGGAUGUUGUACCUAAUGAGGAUGCUGUUUCCCUUGCUACUACUGAAGAAGAACCUGAGGCCGCAGCGCGGAAACUGACAGACACUGCUUUUUCUCGCGGCAGCGCUGACAAUAUCUCAUGCAUUGUCGUGAAGUUCCACCAUGAGAAAUCGGAACCUGUCGACCAUUAGGCUUUGAAAAACUAGAUUAUCGACUUAUCUUUAAUCUUAUGCCUUUUCAGACUGGAUCUCCAUCUGCAGUUGCACAACAACCAAUAAUGCAUGCCAUGCAAGAAGCUGGGUUUGUUGCUGUCAUUAUUUUUAUUGCGAAGGAACAAAGAACCCAUGUACAUGUUUUUCCCCUUAGUGUUUUGUGGAUCAUUAGUUCUUCUUUUACCAAAUACCAUUAGCUUUUAUUUAUAGAGAUUAAUGUUUUUACUUUUGCGCAGUGACCUGCCGACUUGUAGAGUCAUAGACACAAGUCAUGUUUCUUGCAUUCUUGUAGGAUUCUUUCUUUCAAUGCAUAUUGUUUUGCUGAA